CGAUGCGCGAUGAGUCCGAUCAUUUCGGUCCGACAUGUGCACGAAGGUGUUGAUCGACAGCGGCGUCAGGCAGCCGCCCGCGGCCAUCGUCCGGCUCGUGGUGCAUGGGACGUUGGCGUGGCUGUAUUUCCACGUAAUGUGGAUGGCCAGUUCUGUGGACUGGGACUCGAUCGUGUUCCCGACCAUCAGCGAGGUGGGAAAAUUCAUGUCGUACAUGCUUACGAUGUGGACACUGAUCAUGCAUUUAGGAUUUUUCAUAAUAGCUACAAUAUUGGAUUUCUUUGAAUUGAUUCCACAGUCUGUCAUUAUUGGAAAAUUGCUCAACAAAAUUCGAGAGGUGAAUGACUUCUUUUUCAUGACUGUGAUGCUGCCAAUAUCUAUGUGUGUGUGUAGCGGCUUUUGGUCUGCAUGGGUAUUAUUUAAUGAUAUUAUUUAUCCAUCAGCUGUAAAUAAUAUCAUACCAGUAUUUAUCAAUCACGUGUCUCAUACAACUCCUAUUUUCAUUGUAUUUAUUGAAUUGUGUCUCUGUUACCACGCAUCGCCAAGAGUAAAACCAGCCAUUACCAGUCUUGUCACUGUUGAAACUAUUUACCUAUUUACGAUGAUCACGCUGCGAAUUCAAUACGGCAGAUGGGUAUACUUACUCAUCGACAUUUAUGUAAACACGAUUCCAAGAUUUAUCUUCGUGUUUUCGUUCCUUAGUUACAUCAUACCAAUUAUCUACUUGGUCAGUUGUCUUAGAUUGAAUAAUUAUAUUUGGGGUUUAAAAAAAAAUGACCACGUUUCUAGGGAUGUUUCUUACCAGCAUAAUAAAAAAAUAACGUGAAGAGGAGCUGCUAGCUCCAAGUGGUCUCGCUGAAAUUUGAUCUGGGAACAUUUUUUUACUGUGUUCAAUAUACUAAAUGCACAUUUUAUUCUAAUAGUUUUACUUUAACAUAAUUUGCGAUAUAUUUUGUUAUGUUAUACAUACUUAUUCCUUCCGU
Molecule: messenger RNA, 983 nt
Organism: Melanaphis sacchari
Lineage: Eukaryota; Metazoa; Arthropoda; Insecta; Hemiptera; Aphididae
Product: androgen-dependent TFPI-regulating protein-like
Exons: 5
Coding region: 35-826 (263 amino acids)
Cellular component (GO): endomembrane system; membrane
Source: RefSeq, a predicted model, not a curated record